Molecule: messenger RNA, 354 nt
Organism: Cornus florida
Lineage: Eukaryota; Viridiplantae; Streptophyta; Magnoliopsida; Cornales; Cornaceae
Exons: 1
Coding region: 187-354 (55 amino acids)
Biological process (GO): translation
Cellular component (GO): large ribosomal subunit; ribosome
Molecular function (GO): structural constituent of ribosome
Source: RefSeq, a predicted model, not a curated record
CAUUGUUUUUAGGAAUUGAAAUUUGUGCCUAAACAUUUGAUUAAUUCUAGUUGGGGAAAAACUUCAUGGAUUAAUUUGUUUGUCAAUAUAGUUUCCUUUUUCUUUUGUUUCUCUUUUUUUUAUGUUGUUGCUAAGAAUACAUGGUUUUGCAAAUUUGAUUGGGGUUUUUGUGGUUCAAGGAAGGGAAUGGGUGAUAAAAAGAAGAAUUUCAUAAAGCUUGUCUCUGCUGCUGGAACUGGAUACUUCUAUUUGCAGAGGAAGAAUCCGGCUAGGAUCCCGACAAAACUCGAGUUCCGGAAAUAUGAUCCUUGGGGGAAUCACCACGUAUUGUUUACUGAGGCGAAGAUGAAGUGA